AUGGGUUUGGAAUGUUACACAGUGUUGGAAUGUAUAGGAGAAGGCUCUUUCGGACGUGUUUUCCGUGGAAGAAGAAAGGAGACUGGACAGAUUGUAGCUAUGAAGUUUAUACCGAAAGUUGGUAAGAGCGAAAACGCUCUUAAAAAUCUCAAACUUGAGAUUGAGAUUAUGCGAUCAAUGCAUCACACUAACAUAAUAGAAAUGCAGGACUCAUUUGAGACAGAAAGAGAGGUUGUUGCAAUUACUGAUUAUGCCGAAGGAGAUCUUUUUCAAAUAAUUGAAGAUGAUGGCCGACUUUCCGAAGAAACGAUCCGUGGCUUGUCAGUUGGUAUCUGCACUUUAUUACCUUCAUGCCAACCGUAUUUUGCACAGAGAUAUGAAGCCACAAAAUAUUUUACUGGUCAAGAUGGUGUUGUUAAGCUUUGUGACUUCGGAUUUGCACGGGUCAUGGGCUGGAAUACAUUAGUUCUGACAUCUAUAAAGGGAACUCCUCUAUAUAUGGCACCGGAGAUUAUUGAAGAAAAACCUUAUGAUCAUACAGCUGACCUAUGGGCAUUGGGUUGCAUAUUAUACGAACUGUUCGUUGGUACUCCUCCGUUUUACACGAACAGUAUCUUUCAACUCGUCAAGAUGAUUACAAAAACUUCUAUUCAAUGGCCUCCAGAUAUGUCUUCUGUUUUCAAGGAUUUUUUGGCUAGGUUGUUGCAAAAAGAUGUACGACAGCGUUUGCAGUGGCCAGACCUUUUGGAUCAUCCAUUUGUCUGCGAUAAGAUUGAAAUUUCUCCGGGUGUUCGUCUUCUUUCUAGUCCAUUAACUCAGCCACUGACUCCAAGUCAGCUAGCAGAAAAAGAAAGACAAAGAUUACUGAUGCUGAGAUCAAAUGGUUCAAGAGUACUAAGACGAGCUGGUGGUGACCAUUUUAGCAAACUCAAGCAGGUAAAAGAAGAAGAUAAGACUGACGACUCCCUGGACCGACGCCGUGGAAAGUCUGUUGUCAGAGAAGUACCAGAAUCAGAUCAAAAAGGGAACGUGGUUGAUAAAAGACAUUCAAAACACAUUUCAGAUAAACCUCCGUCUUCGAAAUAUGGUGAUAAAGAAAAGGUAAAAAGACCCCGAACACAUACAAAGGCUGUUGAGGAGCAGGAGGAACUUGUUGAAAGACCUAAUUCGGCAGACACUAACCUGGGCGGGAACGAAUCGUCUACCCAAAGUUGUCCUGCCAGACGACCUCAAAGUUGUGAUGCCUUAGAAUCCAAAAAGAAAACCUCAGAAUGGUCUCAUCUUGAAGAUAUUCCUAUUGAGCCUCCAACUCCAAGGGAAAAUCGAAUAUCUGCCGAUUACGAUCGCGAAAAUGCAGUUCGAGAGUAUCUGCAACUAAGUAGUCAGGCACAUUGUAACACAAAUCCCAAACAACAUUCUGUAGAAAAAGACGAUCCAUUGGUUGAUAAUACACUAAAAGAUCAAUCAGUAGAAAAAAAUUAUACAGAACAUUUUCACUCAACAGUUAGAAAACAAAAUUCGCUUGAUACAUUUGAUUCAGUGUCAAAAUCAAGUCAUUCAGUAAAGUAUACUGGUUGGUGGUUAAGAGCUAGUGCAGAAGCCUGGGAACGUUUAGCUGAUGCUACAGAUAUUGAGUUUCCCCAUCCACCUGGUUGUGAAACAGAAAAUCCUCGACAUUCUAUAGAAAUCAGACAACCGAAACGAAGAACAGCACUAAGUUUACUUUGUGACAGUGAAUUCGGUCAACGGCUGUCAUUGAGAUUGGCAUCGGCCUCGGUUAUUGAUGAAAGGGCUGCAUGGGAGUCUAUUCACUCAUGGGCAUCAGUUUUAGCUGAAAAUCCUUCUCCAAAAGAUUAUAUCCGUCCAGUUUCUGCUGGAACAGCUGUAUCGAAAGAGUCAUCAGGUGAUGCAGUAGCCGGACUCGAAGCAGCUGCUUAUUUAAGGACUUUACUUCGCCUAGUCACAAAUCUAAUUACUGUCAAAUGCGAUGUUUCGAUUAUUGUACGGUUUUGUGAAGUAACUGAGUUACCGGUGCAAUUGAUUAAAUUAAUGCAAUCAUUUCUAAAUUUUACGAAAUUACAUGAGAAAGUGUGGUAUGAACAAAUUCUCCUAGAUAUAAUUAUUGCAAUGAACGCCUAUUUUGUGAGUGAAAUUGGUCAAAGACAAAAUGUUCCACAUACGGUCUUACAAAGUUACACAGAACAUGCCCUUUGUUUUAUUGAGCUUGUACCGAGGUUAGUGAAUCAAGAUUGUGACAAAGAAUUACACUUACGUGAUCAAACUCUACUAUGUAUUCGUUAUUUAAUUGAACGUAUGGUUGAAAGGCCAUCUGCAGUUGUUGAGGAAUUUUUUAGUGAAUUAAAGAAACAUCAUCUUCAAACUAUAAAAACACUAGUAUUGAUGCCAUCCGUCAGUCGGUAUAGUAUAGUUGAUGCUGAUAUUAAUCGCUUAGACGAUAUUCGUGAACACGCUAUGGCAGCAUUGACUGCUUCACAUGAUAAUAGUAACAAUUCUGUUGGGGGGACAAAACCAGGGAACUACUCUAUUCGAACACAUGAUAUUGCUAUGUACAUCGCAAACCAACUUUGUCAACCGGAAUUGGAAACGCAUUUACGUGUGUAUAUUUCCUAUCUAUGGGUUAGUCGUCUGUGUAUGCACACAGCAAAAGUUUUUUAUGAUUGCGUACAGGCUGAUACUUUAUUUGCUCACUAUUGUAUGAAAAAGUUUCCGGUAUAUUUGGAAGCCUUGCUAGACUUGUUACGAGGGAGUGUUUCAGUAUCAAAAUCUGAUCGUGUAACAUUAGUUGAAUUAGUGAUGCAUUCAUUAACUGCAUUUAUUAUUCAAUUGGGUCAUGUACCAGAAAUAAUAUUGCAGAACAAGGCACAAUUUUGUAAAAUGCUUGUUGAAUCACAUCUUCCAAGUCAUGCAGCUGCUUCAGCUCUACUUUUAUCUCAAAUCUAUGAACUACAAGAGUACAAUAUUCCAGCUAAACCAAAUGAUAUAGUUCAAGCAAUGUCAUUAAUUCUGGUUUCUCCAAUAGCUCAAAGUCAAUCUGCACGUAGUCGAUUACUAGCUGCUUUAAACGAAUCUACACCAAGAAGUGCAAUCAAUUUAAAAGAGAAUAUAAAUGAUUCACAUAGUGAAUUAGAUCUAUCAAUGACUUUCGGUUUACCACAAAUUUUAUGGCCAGGUAAUCAUGGUUGGCUUGAUGGUUUAUUUAAUUUAGCUCAAAUUAUCUCUACACAGAAUUGGCAAUGUUUAGAACAAAUAUUUGAUCUGCAUAAAUCAACUAAUUCAUCGUCGGAUUCUGAUCACGGUAUUGAUCUGGUCAUGUUAUCACCUAGAGGAAUUUUAUCAGCUUUGAAUUUGGCUGCUACAAUUUUCAGCAAGAAGCCAAAAUUAUGCAUUGAAACGUUAUUAUGUAAUCAAAAAAUACGUCAAAGUUCAUGGGCGGCAUUACAUCCAACCGAUUUAGUAUUAGAUAUACUUAGUUCUUGUGCUCAUUUAUUAUAUUUUCCGUAUAAAAAUGCUGAAGAAGAGUAUCAAAUUUCAUUGACUAAGGUUUAUAUAGAAAACCAUAUGUUAACUCAUUUUAUUCAUUCAUUAUGUCAUAUCUAUAAUUUAACAAAUUCACAUACCUCAUAUAAGAAAAACUCAAAUAAUACCUAUUUAAAUAACACUAUUAUCAAUAAUAAAUGUAAAAAUAUAAUUACAUUAAAAUCAUUAGACAAUGAUCCUGUAUUACUUGCACAUACUCAAUCUAUCCUAAUGAUUGCAUUUAAACUAUGCUGUAAUCCAAUUAGUUUACAUGGUACAGAAAAUUCUGAUGAUAUAUCAAAUCUAUAUGGUCUAUAUGAAACACUUAGUGAAGAAGAAGGAUUAGUUUAUCAAAAAACUUUGGUAAAAGCGACACACGAAUUGAUUCAAUGGUGUUUCAAAUCGCCUAUUAAAGAAAUUAAAUGGAAUGCAUGUGCUUUAUUAUCACAAUUUCUAGCAUUUCGUAUAUUAGAAUUGUCUGAUAGGAAAAGUGAUAAUCAUUCAAUUAAAAUGGAUCAAAUGAAAAUUGUAGAAGAUGAACGUACAGCUGGAAAUUUAGUUUGGUCACUAUUAACACCUGUUGAUCAACCUGCUGUACAAACUCCGCAGAACUUAAUCAACUUUAUUGAAGAUUCUCAUGUUACAUUAAUUGUUCACGGGUUAAUUUUACUUAAUAAUUUAAUGCUAUGUGUGUAUAGUGAAUCAAAUAUGUGUGAAAUUCUACCACAUUUUACAAAUGAAUUACAAUGUCAUCAAAUUUGUCGUUUACAAUUUACUUCAACUAAUAGUCCAAUAUUAAAACGUAAAUAUUUAUCAACAACAUCGUCAUCUUCAUUAAUAUCAUCAUCAAGAACACGUUCAAUUUUAGACGUGAAAUAUUUAACAUGGUACUUUGAUAAACCAUUGAAUAUAUGUAUUAAACAUUUGCAACAUAAUUGUUCAGUGAUUCGUCAGUAUGCAUUAUUAAUUAUUGGUAAUGUAUUAUUUUUAUCUAAUGAAUUAUGUAUGAACAUUGUGUCUGCUUUGCCAAGAAUUGUUUCACUAUUAACUGAAGAUAGUUCAUCUCGUGUUCGAACAAAUGCUGCUACUUGUCUUGGGAAUAUGUGUUAUUACAUAGAUCAAUUGUACGAUUCAAUAUGUAAACAUAAAGUUCUCCACGCGCUUCUUGAGACUGGAUGUCUAGAUGGCGAUCGAAGAGUACAAGAAGCAGCAUUAGCUGCAUUACGAGCUCUUUGUAUUUCAAAUCAUCGUAUACGUAAAGAUUUAUCCAUUAUGAAUACAGUGAAAAAGUUGAAUGAUAUGCAAAUCACCUUAAAACGUAUCAGUACAAAUCGUUCAGGACGUAAAUCAAGCGCUAGAAGUCGUAUGUCAAUCAUUCAACUUGGUUUAAUUGAUUAUGAUGUAAUUUCUCAGCAUGUAACAGCUAUAUGUGAUUUAUUGUGUAUAAAACAAGAAAACAAAUGA
Schistosoma mattheei is the source of this 5001-nucleotide messenger RNA. The record is from the annotation of a GenBank genome assembly. Lineage: Eukaryota; Metazoa; Platyhelminthes; Trematoda; Strigeidida; Schistosomatidae.